CAGGGAGCGUCUGUUUCCCUGCGGGUGCCGGAGCGGGGAAGCUUCCGCGUUUCAAGUUUCUCGCCGCGAAGUUUGUGCGUGUUUUCUUUCCCUCCCCCACGGUGUGGUUCGACGAGCGGCCGCCGCGGAGCCCAGCGGAGCCGUGUGCGUGGCCGCCGCCUGGGACGGGAGGGGAGGGCGCCCAUGGCCGCGCCGUGAGCGGCGGGGAAUGUCUCGGCUCGGGGGCACGGCGGCGCCGGGGGCGGCAGAGCGGCGGCCUCUCCCUCAGCCCUCCCCGCGCAGGUGAGGCGGAGAGCACAGGCGCUGCGCCGGCGGGGCCCCAGCGGCCGCCCCUCACCCCAGCGAGCCAGGCGGCGCCCAGCCGGCCCCGGGCAUGGACGGCCCAGCUGGGCAGGCAGCGGCUGCCCCGCCGCCCGCAGGAAGAAAAGCUAAAGCACCUCUUCCUCCAUCUGAAGCAAAAAACAUUGAUGUUUCUCCUUUUGAUGAGACAGAAUCAGCCAACUUCACCAUGGAGCAGAAAGAGAAUGUAAUUGAUAAAGACAUUGAACUAUCAGUGGUCCUGCCAGGAGAUGUGAUCAAAUAUACUACAGUUAAUGGCAGGAAACCCAUGAUGGACUUGCUGAUCUUUCUCUGUGCACAGUAUCGUUUAAAUCCAUCAGGUUAUACUAUCGAGUUAAUGUCAGCAGAAAAUAGUCAGAUUAAAUUCAAACCCAACACACCAAUUGGAAUGCUUGAAGUGGAAAAGGUGAUUGUAAAGCCAAAACAAAUGGAUAAGAAGAAACCUGCUCCAGUGAUACCAGAGCAAACAGUAAGAGUAGUCAUAAACUACAAGAAGACACAGAAGACAGUAGUAAGAGUUAGUCCGCAUGCACCCCUUCAGGAACUCAUACCAGUUAUCUGUAGUAAAUGUGAGUUUGAUCCUUCACACACUAUACUGUUGAAGAAUUACCAGUCUCAGGAAGCCCUGGAUUUGGCAAAAUCUCUUAAUGACCUUGGGCUGAGAGAAUUAUAUGCCAUGGAUAUCAGUCGAGCUGCAUCACCAGCUGAUUUAAAUUUGCCAUCUUUACAAGACUCCCACCAAAUGUCUGAAAACUUAGAUGCUUUGAAGGAGAAAGAAAACAGAGGAUUUUUCGGUUUUUUUCAACGAAGUAAGAAGAAACGAGAACAAGCUGCCAGUGCUCCAGCAACUCCACUGAUGAGCAAGCCAAGGCCAACUUUUAUCACAAGAUCUAACACUGUUAGCAAGCAGUAUGAUUCAAGCACUUUGCCGUCUGAAAUGCCAAAGAAACGGAGAGCUCCUUUACCACCUAUGCCAGCUUCUCAGAGCGCCCCCCAGGAACUUGCACAUGCCCAGGUCAAAACGGCGUCUGCUAUUGUGAAAUCUAACAGUCUUGAUGGGAAUGAACAGGCCCCUCCAGGACUAGAAGUAGUAAGAAAGGGCUCUCUGCCGUUCAGUGACACAGCUUCUGUGAACUCCUCUUUACGAAGAAUGAAGCGCAAAGCACCUUCACCACCCUCUAAAAUGCCAGAAGAUCAAAGUGAAAGCAUUAAUGAGACUGUAACAUCAUCGACAGAAGUAACCCCUGCUAAGGGUACUGUGGAAGAGAAAGCCACUGAAACACAGUCUGAAACAGCUGGAAGGAGCUCUGAAUACAGUCUGGAAGAAAUUGAUGAAAAUGAAGAGAUGAGUGUGCAACAGAGAGAGGAAACUGAAAUUACAAAAACCUCUCUCAGGACAGGAGAGGUUACUGCAACCCUAAGCUCUACUGAGGUACCAUUGGAAACAGAGAAAAAAGAUCCUGCUUCAUCAGCUCCAAUUCCUGGCAGUGUUUCUGUAGACAACUUACAAAGCCUCAAGGAAGAAAAACAAGAAGAUAUUAGCACAGAUGGCAAAGGACUGCAGACUAAGAUAAGCAGUGAGCAAGCUGCAUUUGAAAAAGACAGGAAACUCAGAAUUUUGGAUCAAAAUAAAAAUAAUGAUCACAGUGAUACAAAACUCCUUGCAAGAGCAGAAGAAGGAAAAGAACUUCAGACAACAGAAAUUACUACAGUAGAUCUUAGAGAAAAUAACAAGCUUGAAAUUGACAGACUAUCAAACUGCCAGGCAUGUAAAAACGACAUCUCUGUAAGUCAUAGGAAUUAUCCUCAAGUGAUUCCAGGGAUGCAGGAUCAAAAGUCAAAUCAAAACAGCCUGGAUACAGUAAAAACUCAGGAUGUUGCAAUUCAGACAGGUCCAUCAGAGAGCAAUUUGGGAAGAACUACACUCAAGGAAAUGAUUGUUCCUCAAGACUGUGAGUCAUUCAGGGGCUUGGCCCAUCAACACAAUACAAACAACCCCCUUCUCCAACUGAAGCAUGGAGUACAAGAGGAUGAAGAAAUUUCAACAGAAUUAAACCUUCAGAGGAAAGAAGUUACUCCUGAAAAAAUAAAUCAUAUAAAAGAUCAAAGUUACAGUUCUACAAAUAGCGAUAAUGUUGUUUCACCAGAAACAACUGCAAAAAUUCCAGAUGACUCUCCUUUAAAAGGUUACCCUCUUUAUCGACAGGACACCAAACCUAAACCUAAGCCCUCUAAUGAAAUUACAAGAGAUUACAUACCAAAAAUUGGGAUGACUACUUAUAAAAUAGUGCCUCCAAAAUCCUUAGAAACAGAGAAGAACUUAGAAUCAGAAAUUCCAUCAGAUUAUAAAGAUCAGCAGGUAUCUGCUCUGGAAAACUCUCUGAAGCAUGAAGACUCCAAAGAAUUCAUAAUGCAAAAUGAAAUUCCUCAUCUUUCCAAAAGCGUGGAUCAUUUUCAGUUUGGUUCACAAAAUGAACCUCUAGCAGCAAAUGAUCCACUGCACAGAGUGACCAGUAUUUCUGAGCACACUGUGACUUCUCAAGUUGAAAUUACUCCUGAGAGCAAUCAAACAGAAAUGGUGUUUUCCAAACAGCGUAUCCCACUGAUGUUAAGCUUGGAUAAUACAAAUGUUUCUUGUGACACUCAAGACAAAUCAAUUGCGUUAAGUCCUGCAACAAAACCUAAUUCUUUUUUUCUGCAAAUGCAGCGAAGAGCUUCAGCUCAUUAUGUGACAUCUGCAAUUGCCAGAAAUACUGUUUCUGUUCCCAGUUCUAUUCAAAAUGAAGCUAAGAAUACAGACAUAGGAAAAAAAGAUUUGACACCAGAUAAAGCUACUUUUCUUUUACAUAAAGCAAGUAGUUUCUCUCCUCGAGCAGAUGAACAAGAUGAUUACGAAAACAAAAUCGAAUCCUCCACCUCUCCUGUUAAAAGCAAACCUUUGAGUUUUCCCUCCUGUCAACCAGCACCGUUGAACUUAAAAACUCUAAGAACCUUUGCAGUUCCAAAGCCAUAUUCCAGUUCAAGACCAUCCCCUUUUGCUCUUGCUGUCUCAUCAGCAGUCAAAAGGUCACAAUCAUUCAAUAAAACACGUACAAUCACUAGCCAGGCAGCGAGAGAGGAGUUUCCUGUUGAACUGUCCUCUGCAACUUCUGCGGCUGAAUUCUCCUCAGCUACCUCCAUGCCUCAAGUGAAAAACUCUUCCUUACAGAGCAUACUGGGAAGGUCACAAACUAGUCUAACAGAUAAGAAAAGCAGCUGUGUGAAUAGUGAGCAGUUGAGCCAGGUGCAGUCAGGUGCUUCAACUGACCACCCACCCUCUGUCACCAAGAGACAAACUGCGAUGAUGUUCCAGCGCUCUGACCCAGAACAGAUCCACCAAAGCUUGCUGGCUGCAAUCCGUUCUGGAGAAGCUGCUGCCAAAUUGAAAAGGGUUGGUCCUACAUCAACCACUGUAUCUGUCAAUGGAAGAGCCAGGCUUACUCAUUUGUAUUCCACAGAAGCAAAAGCUAAUCAUUAGAUAGUAUACCAAAUAUUUUGCACUUUACUACUGCUUCAUAGGCCAACUCAAUACUAACUACGAAUUAUUGAAAGUAUAAAUGCAAGUAGAUGUUAAUAUAUUUGUGUUAAUUGGUAUAGGAAUUUCACACUGGGUCCUUUGCCCAGGAAAGAUUAUUAGACUAUAUAAAUUAUGGUAAUAUUUUGCCUUUUUCUCUUUAUAAAGCUGACAAUGCUGCUAAAAAGGUUUAAGAGAAGGUGCAGAUGAGCUUCACUGGUGUUGGAAUGAGAAUCAAAAAUUGUUGAUUUCAGCCUUUAAGGCUGAACAAUAUGUAGCAGUGUGCUGAAAGUACAGAUUUCUCUAAAUGUAAGAAUUUUAGAUCAGUAAUUUUGUAAUUGUGUAAUACUUUAACAGAUUGUAUGAAUUUAAAUCUACCAAAUGUUGCCUCCAUAUUAUUUUGUUAAAUUAAAUUUGUAAUUAGUAGAAAAUCUUAAUUAUACUCAAUACUUUUGCUUCUCUUAGAAAACAGAUACUUGGUUUUGUUCCUUCAGCUGAAGUAGUUGGGAUAAGUAUUUUGAUUUUAAAUCUUCCUUAUUCCUAAGGAAGCACAAAGCAAAUUGGGACAUAAAUUAUGGGAAAUUCUUGUACUACUUAAAAACUUUUCAUAACACUAGGACUACACAACUCUUCUCAUCUGCUCUUUGAGUACCUGUAUAUAGUAUUAACCUAGUAUUCAGAUACACAAUCUCUUUCGUGAACUAGAUAUAUUUUAAAAUAGUCAUCAGCGUAUAGUCACUCACUGGUAAAAUGCAAAUUCUGGUUUUGAUACUUAACGAAAUAGAAAAAGUUUUCACUGGAAGUAUGACUAAAGAAUGAACUGCUUUGGACUUAUUGUGUAAAGUAUUUUAAUCUUUAAACAGCACAAUAAUAGAAUUACAAUGCAUACUUGUGGUCUGAGAGCCUCUAUUUAUAAAUUAAGCAUUAGAUACGAAAAUGGGAGCAUAUAUUAAAAAGAAAAUGCUUUAUGUUAUAUUUUAGCAUGUAUUUCCUGUCAAGAUAAUACAUCUUGGGGAGAAGGGUGGAAAUGUGAUCACAGUCAUGAUGAAAUAGCUGGAUUGUGGACACAUGCAGCAAGUGCGGGGCUUUUUGCCAAAUUAAAAUAUUUUCUUGCUGGGCUUGAUUUAAAUAAAAGUAAUUGUAUUAGUUUUUAUUCCUUAACACUAUAUUUAUUUUGUUAUAGAGACAUUCUGUAACUCAGUUUCAGAAGCUGAUUUAUAAUUGUGCAUUUCAAAGGGUUAAUAAUGGUUUGCUGCCAGUUUUUUGUGCAAUAAUCUGAAAAAGCCUAUAUUACUUUUCUAGUAGAGAGUGGAUUAUUGAUUACAAGGAAAACAGUGUUAACUUAAUGAUGAAACCCUUCCAAGAAUGUCCUAGUAAAUAAAAAUUCAUAAAUACAGCUGAUGAACAUUUGUUCAAACCUUACUGUUCUCUCAUGCUUUGUCUUUUAUAGCUUAGUCCUCUAUAAAUGUAUAUUACUGCUUCCUGCUCCUCCCAGUUCUUUCCUCCAAUCAAGAGCUAAUUCCAAAAGGGACCAAAAAAAACCAGCAUGGUAGUUCAGAAGGUCUGUUUCAGGGUCUGAUUGUAAAAGAAUGCUUCAUCCAUCGCUUGAAAAAUGGGGAGGCGAAAGAGGUAGAUACUUGUGGUUUUUUUUCCCUACUGGGGGGUUAGUUUUUCUAGAUUUCACUGCGUCCUGAGGGACAAACUUGAAAAUUAUAGCUCUCUCCCAGGAAUUUAAUAAAUAAAAAUGUCAGUGGUCAUUGUAAUAUUGGAAUUCCACGUUUCAAACACUACUGUACAAUAUACUGACCUAUGACUGUCACAGAGAGGUUGCACUGCUUAAGGAAUCUCCUCGUCACUUUGUCCACUUUGGGUGGGAGAGGGUUAUGUGCUCGAUUUUAGACCUUUGUGUUUUCUGCCAAAGAUGACUAAAGUUAUUUCACACAACUAAUUUCAUCUCCAUGCAUAAUGAUACAAGAUUACAUGACAUUUUCAAUUUCAGUUGGACCUGUGGAAUCAGGUUAUUCUGGGUUGGGGGAAAGAUCAAAUAACGUUACUUAGUUGUUGUUUUCUUUGGCUUUGACUACAAAACUAAACUACUGUAUAUUCCUUAGUACCAUAUGUUAAAAGUACAUUGCCCUUUUAUGUGAACUCCUAAGGGCAAAACACCAUGUUAUGUUAGAUAUUCAAACUACAAACAUUUUGCUUUAAUUUUACAGUCUCUGGUCUUUGUAAUUGAACUUGCUUGAUACUUAACUGAAAUGUCUGCACACAAUAGUACUGUGAAAUUGUUAACUGGGAUUUUUUGUUACUAGCUGGCAAUAUUGCUCAGCAAAACUUUUUCCCCAUCGUCCAAUAUAUGCGUUUAAGACAUUUUAAGAACUUGCUAUUGUAUAUCUAAUGACUCAUUUCUCCUUAUACUGUUGUAUUAAAUUCUACCAGCAAAACUCUUGGUGAUGAACGUGACAUCUUCAUUCAUUGUUUAAGGAAGAAAAUAUUUUUGCUCAAGUAAUUUAUCAGUUGCUCUAGUACCGGCAAGCUUCAGUUAGACAGCAGUAAAUUUUGGUUGUGGAUGCCUUGUGUAUAGGGGAAAAAGACUUUUUUCUUUCUCAAGAAUACAGUUUGGGCAACGCGUGCUACACAUGCCUUCCAACAGAAAGCCACUAAUUAUGCGACACAACUUAUAAUCUUCUUGCUGUUUCAAAGCAACAGUCAAAAUGUUUGGUGAAGGACGUUGUGCAGACAUUAAUAUAGGUGCGCUGUGACUGUUACGAGUUCUUUGAAGAAGCAGCAGGUACUUGUAGCAUCUUGGUCCACUUCUGUCUCCUGUACGGGAUGGUUGGGAAAACAUCUGGGAUGCUAAAAAUAAACUCUUUAGUAAUUAU
Molecule: messenger RNA, 6774 nt
Organism: Rhea pennata
Lineage: Eukaryota; Metazoa; Chordata; Aves; Rheiformes; Rheidae
Gene: COBLL1
Product: cordon-bleu WH2 repeat protein like 1
Exons: 14
Coding region: 374-3856 (1160 amino acids)
Molecular function (GO): actin monomer binding
Source: RefSeq, a predicted model, not a curated record